CGUGGCCCCCAGUUCGGGUUCAACCAAUGCAAUGCGACUACUUUGGGUGACACGUCGAAUUGUCAGACUUUGGUCUUCAACGGUCCCGACGAUUUCUGUCUCUGGGGUUCUCCAGACGCCAGUGGUCUCAUUGGCAACGUGGAGGCAAAGGUCGUCGCAUACUGCACGAAGCCGUACCACGGUACACGUGUCAUCCCCCCAGGGUCCAUUACUGGGUUGCAGUGGACUAAAACUUCGGGCUACAUUCAAGCCAUAGGUUGGAUCAAGAACGCUGGGAUCGGCUUAGAUCCUACAGACCAAGGCGGUGAACUCGACCCACACGGUGCAGAUCUCCAGGGCAAUCCCCUCGGUGGUGUUGUUUUCUCAAACGGCACAGCCGAUUCCGAUGGGCACACAUUAACUCAGGUAUACAACUGGAAUACUUUUGUGGGAGGCAACAAGUUCUGCUUCAAAGCUUGCUACAACUCGGUCGAAAGCCCGGAUUACUGCGAGAACAGAUAUGAUUUGGUCGGUUGCGACUACAACAUGCCCUCUUCCGCCAAGGACGGCGAGUUCACCUCGUGCGAUGGAGAUGUCCAGGACGUCGUGGGUGUCUACAGU
Molecule: messenger RNA, 600 nt
Organism: Laccaria bicolor S238N-H82
Lineage: Eukaryota; Fungi; Basidiomycota; Agaricomycetes; Agaricales; Hydnangiaceae
Exons: 4
Source: RefSeq, a predicted model, not a curated record